AGUGUCCCCGGGAGACGGUGGCGGAGCGGACGGCGGGAGGCGAGCAGCGGGACGCGAUCCGAGUCCGGCCAUAGAGACCGAGCGGGGCGCGCGGAGCGGACGGAGCCGGUGCAUGGGCCUGGGCGCACGGGGCUGUGCGGGCCGCCGAGCCCAGACCCUCCUAGGAACGCCCGAGUGCUGGACCUCAGCAGCCAGCCAGAGCUGCCCCUGGCAUCGUCCCUGAGAGCAAGCAGAGCUUGGAAGCUGUAAGAUGGCGGACGAGGGUCUGGCCGGGCUGGACGAAGGAGCCCUGCGGAAGCUGCUCGAAGUCACACUGGACCUGGCCGAACGGCGCCGCAUCCGCUCGGCCAUCCGUGAGUUACAGCGGCAGGAGCUUGAGCGGGACGAGGGGGCCUUGGCAUCCAAGCGUUUCCGGGCAGAGCGGCUGGAGAACAAGGAGAACUGGCUGCACUCCCAGCAGCAGGAGGAGGAGCAGCAGCGGGUGGCCCUGGCCCUGCUGUCAGGCAAGCUCGAGGCCAUCAGCGAUGUGGAGGAACUGACCACCCUGCUGCGGGCGGCCGCUGAAUACGAGGAGCGGAAGCUGAUCCGAGCUGCCAUCCGCCGAGUGCGCGCCCAGGAGAUCGAGGCGGCCACCUUGGCAGGAAGGGUAUCCGGUGCCCAGGAGGACAGUGAGGGGCGGGCAGCCAGGAGGCGGGCACGCCAGGAGGCAAAGGACCAGGAACAGCAGACCGAGUGUGUGCAGACUCAGGCCCAGACCAGCCAGUGGCAAGAAGACGCCCCCGGCUCCAAGCUAGACGGCAUGGCCUCUGGGCCCCUCCUGCUGCUGGAUGCUCUGGGCCCAAGGCCCCCCAGCCUGCCCAGCCCACCCUCCACGCCUUCAUCCUCAGAGCCAGCCCAGUGCCCGGUGGAGACAGGUAGCGAGGAGGCCAGUGAGAGGCCCCCCAGCACCUCCCUGGAGGAGGAUCCAGGUCCUGCGAGUCCCCCCAGGGCUAUUAGCCCUGAGGAGCCCCAGCCUCUGCAGGCCCCCCAGAGCCCAGGACCCUUCCCAGCCCAGCCUAGGGAGCACAUGCCAGGCCAACUUCUGGGCAGCAAUGUCCAAAGUGGCAAGCUGGGCCCAGGCCAAAGACAGCAGGUGGCAGAGAGAGCAUUUGGGACCCCCGAUGCGAAGAAAGCUGCAUGGGCAUUGGCAGUGCCCUCUCUCCACAAGCCCAGCCUCACCAGCCUCCCCAGCCCGCGCUCCUGCCAACGCUCCCUGUCGUUGCUCACCCCCCGCAGGGCUGAGGCCCCAGACUUCCCCAAGGCCAGCCCCUCCCCUUUCCAGAGGACCAGCUCGGUGCGGGACCGGGUUCGCAAAUUCACAUCCUCUGAGUCACCUGCCCCCCCAGGGGCCCGGACCCCCCAGCAGCAGCGACUCCUCAGCUCCGGGGACCGGGCAGCCCCAGAACCCCACCGACCAAGUGAGCAGCGCCCUGGACUCACGAGCAGUGUGAAAGCAGAGCUGGGCCCUUCUUCCUCCUCUUCCUCCUCCUUCUCUUCCUCCCUCAUCACCUCCAAGAUCGCCGGCAGCAGCACCCGCACCUCCUCCUGGCAAGGAGAGCCCCAGAUUGUCAGAGUGGGGGCCAGGGAUCGGGAUUGCCCUAAAGAGGAGGGCCCAGGGGGGAGGAGCCUGGCCACGUCACAGGGGAGGCCCCUUGAAAACGGAGAGAGGGGGCCCCCACUGGGCUCAGAGGAGCCCAGCACCCUGCCCGUCGCUGCCAGGCAGGCUGAGCAGGGCAGCCGGACCCCGCAACCCCGAACCGCUGAGGAGGCCAGCAUGAAGACCACCUUCACCAUCGAGAUCAAGGAUGGCCGAGGCCAGCCCAUCAGCAGCCGAGUGCUGGGCCCCGUGGGCAACCAGAGGGCAGAGCUGACACUGGGGCUCAGAGGCACCCCCGUCCACUUUGGCGGCGGCAGCACCGGGAUGGGCACCGUCAGGCAUGUCAGCACCCCCAGGACCGUCAGCAUCCCUGGGACCGUCACACACGUCAGCACCCCCAGGACCAUCAGCAUCCCCGGGACCGUCACACACGUUAACACCCCUGGGACCGUCAAGCACGUCAGCACCCCCGGGACCGUCACUCAUGUGGGCAGCACCAGCCAUGUCUCCAGUGGGGGUCACACCAACAAGAUGGAUGCAGAGGCAGUGGUGGAGACCCCCACCGUGGUGCAGCUGGAAGUGGACGUGGCCAACGGCACAGAGAAGAGCCGGCCAGGGAAGGAGCCGGAGCCCCAGCCUCAGAGCAAGCUGCGCCCGGAGGAGUUGGCCGCCAUAGAAGAUGAGACUGUCCUGGACAGGAUGCUGGACCAGACCACAGACUUUGAGGAGAGGCGGCUGAUCCGGGCUGCCCUUCGGGACCUCCGGCAGAGGAAGAGAGACCAGCGGGACCGAGAAAGGGAGCGGCGCCUCCAGGAAGCCCGGGCGCGGCCAGGGGAGGGCCGGGGCAGUACCGCCACAGAGACCACCAUGCAGCAGAGCCAGAAGUCAGCUGAUGGCUCAGCUGUGAGGACCGUCACCAAGACAGAGAGGCUCAUCCACUCUAGCGAUGGCAGCCAGACCUCCCGGACCACCACAGUGGAGUCGAGCUUUGUGAAGCGAUCUGAGAACGGCGGCAGCAGGACAGUGGUCCAGACCAAGUCUUUCACUUCUUCAUCCAAGAAGACGGGCAGUAUCUUUGACCGUGAGGAUGAGACAGCGUCAAGGGCCGGCAGCCUGGCGGCCCUGGAGCGGCGCCAGGCCGAGAAGAAGAAGGAAUUGAUGAAGGCCCAGAGCCUGCCCAAGACAUCUGCAUCCCAGGCCCGCAAGGCCAUGAUCGAGAAGCUCGAGAAGGAGGGCAGUGGCGGAGGGGGAGGCAGCGGCCCUGCUGGCUCGCGGGGGGCCAUACAGCGCUCUUCCAGUUUUGGGGUCCCCAACGCCAACAGUAUCAAGCAGAUGUUAUUAGACUGGUGCCGAGCAAAGACCCGAGGCUACGAGCACGUCGACAUCCAGAACUUCUCGUCCAGCUGGAGUGACGGCAUGGCCUUCUGUGCACUGGUGCACAAUUUCUUCCCUGAGGCCUUCGAUUAUGGCCAGCUGAGCCCCCAGAACCGGCGUCACAACUUUGAGGUGGCCUUUUCGUCAGCAGAGGUGCUGGUGGAUUGCGUGCCCCUGGUGGACGUGGAAGACAUGAUGAUCAUGGGCAAGAAGCCAGACCCCAAGUGCGUCUUCACCUACGUGCAGUCCCUUUACAACCACCUGAGACGGCAUGAGCUGCGUUUACGGCAAAAAGAACUCUAGGGUGUCCCCAUCGUCCCCGUGUGCCUGCCCCCCCAGAGCAGAGGAGGCCUUCCCCUGCCCUUCUCCCCCCGUGUAUGGAUAAAGAAAGGCUCACAGGACGGCACGCUACUUCCCUGGCACCGGCACCCCCUCACCGCACUGCUGUGCCACCCCACAGCUCCAGCGCCCGCUACUCACAGCGUUUCACUGUGUUUUUAUAAAUUAUUCGUUCUCAGCC
Phascolarctos cinereus (koala) is the source of this 3530-nucleotide messenger RNA. It is a transcript of the gene SMTN, whose product is annotated as smoothelin. Gene Ontology annotation, molecular function: protein binding. NCBI's taxonomy places the organism in Eukaryota, Metazoa, Chordata, Mammalia, Diprotodontia, Phascolarctidae. The record is from RefSeq and is a predicted model, not a curated record.